This is a messenger RNA of Peniophora sp. CBMAI 1063, 453 nucleotides long. The record is from the annotation of a GenBank genome assembly. NCBI's taxonomy places the organism in Eukaryota, Fungi, Basidiomycota, Agaricomycetes, Russulales, Peniophoraceae.
AUGCCUGCCCCUCGCACGGUGCGGGGUUUACUCUCCAACCCCGUGCCACGUGGUAUUCUCGGUGGGUCCGUGCGCAAGACGGACCGCGCCGGCGCCUCUGGUGAUCAGGCCCCUAUCGAGCUGUUAAAGGACUUCGCCAAGCGUCUUGAAGGCGUCAGCAAGGCCAUCGCUCAGCAGACGACCGCACUCAAGGAUCGCCGCGAGGAUUCUGUCGACCAGGCCCUUCUCGAUGAAGCUCAGACCAAUCGCCUUGAGGUUUUCAACAUUCAUCUUGAUGCUGCCCGGGACAGUUUCAAGGAAGAGGGGGAGACGCUUUCGCAGGUCUUUGAGAAGGGGUUUAAAGACCUGGAUGCAGAGCUCGACGAGAACUUCGAGGUCUACCAGGAACAGACUACCUCGCUCCUCCGCCUCAUCGAAGAGCAGAAGAAGCUGAUCACCGGUCCGGCGAAGUGA